AGGCCUUCUCUCGCCAACGGACGAGUCGCGGGUUUAGAUGCGCUGCUUCGCGUGCUGGGCGCUCGCGACGGAUGUCUGAGUCGACUCAAAAGUCGCCUGGGCGCGCGCAAUGGGUCUAGAUUCUUCUGAGCCGGCAGAACUCGCGUCGUAGGCUCACAACGAAACGAGCCGCGGAUUUAAAUGCGCUGCUUCGCAUGCUGGGCGCGCGCGAUGGAUCUCAUUCCGCUCCCCUCGCCAUUGUCACAUUCACUCGCGUCACCUCCGGCCCGCCUUCGACCAUGGCUCUCCCCUCCAGGUCGACUGGCGGUCACAGCAACAAUCGGCAGGGUCGUCAGAGUCAACAGAAUCAGCGAAGGCAUCAGAGUGAGCCGAAUAAAGGAGGGCAGCAGAAUGAGCCGGCGCAACGCGCUAACCUCGUCUCCUCUCUUCUCGCCACCAUCCAGCCGCCCCUCUGGCUGCGCCAACGCUGGCGUAUUUUUCCGCCCCUCCCCCUGCGCCUCCCGACGCCCCUCCCCCUGCCUUUCCUCCGCCCCCUCCGCGUGUACUUGGACCAGCUCUUCUUGCGCGCAUCCCUGCGCGCAUCCCCUAGGGGAAGCGCUGAGGUUCACUGGCGCGCCAAUGGUGCGCGUGGGGCGCAUUUGCGCGCAGCUGACGGGGCUGCAGUCUCAGGCUGCGCUCCCCCUAAUAGCGCGGGCCGAAGGGGGGGGUGAGGCGGGGGUUAGUGUUGCAGGUGGGAGGAGGUACAGUGGGCGAGGGGACGCGGAAGGGGAGGAGGGCGGAGGGGAAGAGGGGGAAGAAGAGGACGAAGCGGAAGAGGGGGAAGGGGAGGAGGGGGAAGGGGAAGAGGCGGAAGGGGAGGAGGGGGAAGGGGAAGAGGAGGAGGGGAGAGCAAGAGGGGAAAAAGGGGAGAAUGGAAGUAGAAAGAAGAGCAGGAAGCGGAGAGAAGAGAAAGAUAGGGCACGUGAGGGGGUGGGGGCGAGCAGCGGAGCGAGUCUGAGAAGAGGGGUGAGCUAUGAGGAGGCCGAGAGGUGGGUUGGGGAAGGGGCGGAGGUGAGGGGAGCGGAUGUGGGGAAGGGGGAGGAGGUGGGGGGAGGGGAGGAGGUGAAGGGAAGGGGUGGGGCGAGACGAGGCGUGGAGUGGCCGCACGUGCCGGUGCUGGUGAGGGAGGUGGUGGGGGCGUUCCAAGGCGUGCGCCUCAACACGUUCGUGGAUGGCACGCUGGGCUCUGGCGGGCAUACACUCGCUCUAGCCCGCCACCACCCUGAGCUGCACACAGUGGUGGGCUUGGACGUGGACCCCUCAGCGCAUGCCAUCGCUGCCGCCCGCCUGCACCCCUUGAUGCGCAUCGCCGCCCCGCCACGCAUGCUCGCCCUGCAGCAGCGCAUCGCUGCAUUGCCGGCUGGAGAAGCAGCAGCGACGGGUGGAGAGCGGAGUGAUGCUUGGGUUGCGACAGCACCGGAGAAGGGAAGAAAAUCAGAGGAGCGUGAGGGGGCAGAGGGGGGCGAGGGGGAAGCAGGGGUGCAGCUCUUGCAAGACAGGCAGAGCAGUGGGGUGGGGAGAGGUCGGGCGACAGUGGAUGGGCAGCAGGGAGCCCAAGCAACACUGCAUGCGGUGGAGGGGGAGAAAGCGACACUGCAUGCAGUGGAGGGUAAUUUCCGGCGAAUGGUGGAGGCGUGUGGCGCUGUGGGGGUGGUGCGAGGCUCUGUGGACGGCAUUCUGCUGGACGUUGGGGUCUCCUCCAUGCAGAUAGACAGGGCGGAGAGGGGCUUCAGCUUCCAGAGGGAUGGGCCUCUGGACAUGAGGAUGGACCCCAAGAGCCUCUUGACAGCUGAGGUGGCGGUCAAUGAUUGGCCGGAGGAGACCCUAGGGCACAUCCUAAGAGACCUUGGGGAGGAGCGGCGGUGGCGGCAGGUAGCCAGGCGGAUUGUGCAAGAGAGGGAUAAAGGGCGCAUCAGCAGCACGGCUCAGCUCGCUGCAGUCGUUGCUGGAGGGGCGUAUGGGCCCAGAAAGGGCGCAGCCUCUUCCUCCCGCCGUGGGGGCCCUGGCGCCCGCAUCCACCCGGCCACGCGCACCUUCCAGGCACUCCGCAUCGCAGUAAACGACGAGCUCGCCGCCCUGACGCUCGCCGUCCCUGCCGCCCUGUCGCUGCUGGCGCCGGGUGGGCGGCUGGCCGUCAUCUCCUUCCACUCGCUGGAGGACCGCAUCGUAAAACGAAGCUUCCUGGAUGCUGCUGCUGGCGUGCUGCCUGUGGCUGGUGCUGGUGUGGCUGUGUCUGAAGCAGCGCAGUGGGAUGGGGGCACAGGGCUCUCUGUGUGGCUGGGUAGCGGGCAGGGCGUGGGGGGGCAUGGUCUAGCUCAAGGGCUUCUGGCUGGGGGUGCAAGAGAAGCAGCAGCAGCAGCAGCGGCAGGAGCAGGAGCAGGAGCAGGGAGCAGUGACGUGGGGCAGCAAGGGCAGGCGAGGUACCGAGUUGUGACGAAGCGGCCGGUGGUGGCAGAUGAGGAUGAGUGGCGGGUGAACUCGCGAAGCAGGAGUGCCAAGCUGAGGGUGAUAGAGCGAGUGGCGUGAGGAGCAAGGUACUGGUGCUGUGUGGUGCAAGGCGCUGAAAGCAAGGCACAUCUUAAUGCAUCCUGUGGGUUGUGAUGAAGCGACCGGUGGUGGCAGAUGGCGAACUCACAAAGCAGAAGUACCAAGCUGAGGGUGAUAGUGCGAGUGGGUUGACAUCCUAGCGGUAGGAGGACCCGAAACCCCGAGGAUUUUAAUUUAACCAACCAACCCAGCAGACAUCAUUGGACCCUUCUGUCAACAAAUAUAAUUGUCUAUGCUAGGUACAGUAUAUUUGUUAUAGCCUUAGUUAGGUCAGUUCUUAGAGGGUACAUUCCCACCUUUGUAACCCGCAGCCUUCCUCCCUUAGUCAACUUUCUCUCGA
Closterium sp. NIES-67 is the source of this 2926-nucleotide messenger RNA. Lineage: Eukaryota; Viridiplantae; Streptophyta; Zygnematophyceae; Desmidiales; Closteriaceae. The record is from the annotation of a GenBank genome assembly.